GCCGGGCAGGCCCGACUGCACCGGGGAGUGAGCCAUGGCGGCCAGGACGGCCACUUCCUGGGACGGGACGGCCGGGCCGCGGCGAUCCGCGCGGGCGACGAGGCCCGCGGGCCGCGCGCAGCCCGCGGGCAGCGGGGGCGGCCCGCCAAGCCCGAGUCUGGCGUCGGCGGAGCCGGCCGGAGCCCGAGGCCACCCCAGCCCCGGCGGGUCCCGGGCCGGCGGCGGGCUCAGCGGCGGGCGGCGGGCCGCGUCUCCAUGCACCGCGCCGGAGAGGGCUGCGAACCGCUGCUGCUCGGCAGGAGCCCCGCGGCCUGGGCCCGCGCGCGCUGGCCGCCUGGAGCCGGAGUGGGCGCGCACAGCCGGCCGAGCCGCGAGCGCCGAGCCAGCAGGGCCUGCCGAGCGCGCCCCGCCCCGGCCCGGCCCGGCCCCCGCGCCCGCGCCCGCCCCCGCGGCCCGGCCGGGGACCCCGCCCCGCGCUUCCGGGAGGGGGAGGAGGCUCUCGGCCGCCCGGCGCCCUAGGCCGCAGCCGCCUGCGCCGCCGCCUGCCGCGCGGUGACAAACAGUGGCAGCCACUGAAGUGAUCUGCACCUCGGGUUGUGAGGACCCUGGCCCUUCACUCGUUCCCAUGAAUGCCCAUGGUGCAUCAUCGCUGUGCGAGGUCGGACAUGCUAAAACGAGCCCCCAACAGCUCACAGACAAUUGGAGGAAACUAAACGUCCUCCACCCAGGUAAGGAGUGUUUAUCCUCCUAGGGGUCACUGUAUUCCGAGAAAUUCAGUUCCCUGUGGUGCCCUGGAUCAGACAAGGAGUGGGGUGGGAAAACUUAAUCCGUUUUCCCUUUGGAAAUACGCGUGUUUCUUCACGGUCCUUCAGGACAUUCAGCUACCUUCAUGGUUGUUACUGGUACACCAUCUUUGCUGAGUUUUGAAGCUCUGCCAUCCCCAAGUACUGUGAAGAGAAUGGGGUGAACUCAAAGAAAAGCGUGAACCCUGAGACCUAGGAGCUUACUGUCUUAGAUGGGUACGUGAAGAGGUGAACAGCAAAGUAAGCAAGAGCAUGCAUCUUUUCAAUGUUCCUACUCUUCAACCCAGGAAGUCCACUCAGUGACAUAUCUUAAGGAAACAACCAGGAAGUGCAUUAAAAUGGAUAUAAAAUAGAUGCAGUGCAGUGAUACUUAUACUUGUGGGAAAAUUGGGAACAGAUUAAAAGUAACGGAUUGUUAAGUAAAUGAUAGUACAUUCGUAUGGUGAGUACCAUGUAUUCAUUAAAAGGAUGAUGUAUUACAAUAUUCAGUAACAUUGAAAAUAUUUUCACUAUAUAUAAAGAAAUAAAAUGCCAGAUACAAAAUAAUAUGUAUAGUCUGAUCUCAAGCCACUUCAUAUAUAUAAAGUUUUAUUUAUAUAUAAUUUACAUUUAUUUUAUUUGUAUAUGCAUAAACAGAAAAAUUUGGAAGUAUAUACACCGCAAUUUAGCAGUGGCUGUCCCUGGAAUUAAAGGUGAUUUUUUUCAGUCAGCAGUCAACCAGGAGAGAUCAUCAUGCUAAAACUCCCCUUAGGGCCAGCACUCUGAGCAAGAACGCUGCAGGGAUGAUAAGGAGGAAGAAACAGAACUGGACAAAAACGUUUGGGUACUGAUCUGAGGCAUUACCAUAGGAAACUAAGGAAACACAGGCCCACUUUGUAAGGGCUAAAUUCCCACAACAAAGCAGGGGUUGUUGGGUGGGGGAAGGGGAGUGUCAGUCCAAUGCCCAUAAUAAUCUGGGUAUAAAAAGUAAUCAGAAUGCCAUUUUGUAACCAGAGACAGACUAAGAACAUGUCAGUUACAUGGGAUGUAACAUCUGGAUGCAGUGACUUGUAUUCAUUAACUGGUUGUUUUCCCUAUAUGCUCUGUUUAUCUUCUCACCGCAGUGAACUUCAUUUCCUCCUUUGGCCAUAUUUACACAAUUGAGCACCAUUCUCCUUGAAAGAGUAUCAUGGGAAAUAGAAGUUACUGGUUCCACUCAGUCAUAUGCAGACAUUACCCAGCAUUCGCCAGACAGUGGAACUCUCUCUUAGUUUUAGCAGGGAUGAUGAAUAUGGUGUCUGAGCCCAGGAUGAGAUCCUGCCCAACUGCUAAUGCAUUCUUUCAUACUUUGACACAAUUUUCCAAUGCCAGCUACAUGUCAGAUGGACAUAGAAACACCACAUCCUCAGGUGCCUCUUAUCCCAUCCUAGGGACACAGUUUCCCAGAAUUCUAACUUAAGAAUUUUACAGCACAACAAUUGAUUAAAUUUAGUCAAAAUAGGUAUAAUUUCCACUAAGAAGGGGAUUAUCCUCUCAUCCUCUUCCUCUUUAUCAUUUUCCCGCCACCAUCAACACAUAAUUACAACAGAUCAUAUACUACUAUAAUUCCAGAAGGACAGAUUAUGCAUUUUCUGGUCUCCAUGGAGAUACUAACCCAUGGAAUUAUUUUCAUCCCCUGCCCUUCUUUGUCUUUUGUGUUGACUUAAGGACAUGAAUUGGACAAAGGACCACAAA
Manis javanica (Malayan pangolin) is the source of this 2516-nucleotide messenger RNA. The record is from RefSeq and is a predicted model, not a curated record. NCBI's taxonomy places the organism in Eukaryota, Metazoa, Chordata, Mammalia, Pholidota, Manidae.